GAGCCCCACCUGCGCCCACGUGACCGUCCUUACCUUCCCAAUCCCGGACGUCUGCGAGAGAGGAGAGCGCUGGCUCGGAGCUCCUGCCGCCUGCUCCCGGGCCGCAGAAGCCAUGGCUUCGCAGGCUGGCCGAAGGUUGCGAGGUCGGCGACCGGAGACGGUGGUGGCCGGGGAGGCGCUGGAGACCGACUCGGCGGCGUCGUCGUCAGAGGAAGAGGAGCUGUACCUGGGCUCGGCCCCGCUGUGCCGGGGCCGCCCCACGGGGCUGCGCGUGGCCGGGGAGGCGCCCGAGACUGACUCCGAGGAGGAGCCGGCGACCCUGGUGGCUCAGGGCGAUCUGCCUCCGCUUGUGGUGGUUCGGGAACCAGAGUGGGCGGAAGAGGAGGCUCCCGCGGCCCCCUUGUUCCACGGCUCGGCCCGGGCUUCGCUGCUGCAGCACCGGCUGGCGGAGAGCCAGGCUCGCCUGGGCCACGAUGUGAGCGCCGCCGUACGCGGGGUCUACCGGCGAGCCGGCCUCGAUGUGGCCGGCUUGGCAGCCCGGUUGGCUGCAGCGCAGGCCGUGGGCUUGGCAGCGGCCCACAGCAUCCGCCUGGCCCGGAGCGACCUGUGUGCCUUGGCCGAGCGCCUGGACAUUGUGGCCAGCUGCCGCCUGCUGCCCGACAUCCGAGCUCCGGCCGAGCCGGGUCCCAGCCCCCAGGCUUAGCGGAGCCGCAGCCCCCUCACCCAUUCCCUCCCUCCCCCCCUUCCCGGCUGGGCUCCCCCUGGUGGCUGGUAUGGGCCCCUCACUGGCUUGAGGAGCGGGAAGUGUGGCCGAGGGGCGGUCUCAUCCUCCAUACUUUCAAUAAAGUGUGUUUGCAAAA
Antechinus flavipes (yellow-footed antechinus) is the source of this 860-nucleotide messenger RNA. RefSeq names its product biogenesis of lysosomal organelles complex 1 subunit 3 (gene BLOC1S3). The record is from RefSeq and is a predicted model, not a curated record. Bases 113 to 703 code for a protein of 196 amino acids. Gene Ontology annotation, cellular component: BLOC-1 complex. NCBI's taxonomy places the organism in Eukaryota, Metazoa, Chordata, Mammalia, Dasyuromorphia, Dasyuridae. The transcript is spliced from 2 exons.